UUUCCCCAAACUCAGGCUUAGCCGUGCGCUCGCGUUCGUUCCCGGGUUCCCUGGCCUGAGAGCUCGGGAGGCUGCGCGCACGUUGCCAGUCCGGUCCCCGCCCCCAGGCGUGCGCGGCUCCGGGAUUUCACAGCCAUGUGCUCGUUAAUGUCGAGCGCUGCUGGCGGCCAGGGCGCCCUGGAGGAUGAGGAGGACCCGCCCGAGCUGUCAGACAGCGGCGACGAGGCCGCCUGGGAGGACGAGGAGGAUGCCGAUCUACUCCGCGACAAGCAGCACACCCCCUGCCUGUUCUGUGACAGGUUAUUUACAUCUGCUGAAGAAACGUUUUCACACUGCAAGUCUGAGCAUCAAUUUAAUAUUGAUAACAUGGUCCAUAAACAUGGGCUUGAAUUUUAUGGAUACAUCAAGCUAAUAAAUUUCAUUAGACUUAAGAAUCCUACAGUUGAGUAUAUGAAUUCCAUAUACAACCCAGUGCCUUGGGAGAAAGAAGAAUAUUUGAAGCCAGUAUUAGAAGAUGACCUUUUACUUCAAUUUGAUGUAGAAGAUCUUUAUGGACCGGUAGCAGUUCCAUUCUCAUACCCCAAUGGGCUCAGUGAAAAUCCAUCUCUUGUUGAAAAACUGAAACACAUGGAAGCCAGGGCAGUGUCUGCUGAAGCUGCAUUAGUGAGAGCUCGUGAGGAUCUGCAAAGAAUGAAACAAUUUGCUCAGGAUUUUGUGAUGAACGCAGAUGUCAGAACCUGCUCGUCAUCUACUGUUGCCAUUGCAGACCUCCAGGAAGAUGAGGAUGGUGUUUAUUUCAGCUCAUAUGGGCAUUAUGGGAUACAUGAAGAAAUGCUAAAGGACAAAGUAAGAACAGAAAGUUACCGAGAUUUUAUAUACCAAAAUCCACAUAUCUUCAAAGACAAGGUGAGUAGCAUAGGCUGCAGAACUGUAAUUCUCUCUAUGUUUGCAGCUAAAGCUGGAGCAAAGAAGGUUCUUGGAGUUGACCAAUCUGAAAUACUUUACCAGGCAAUGGAUAUCAUAAGACUAAAUAAACUUGAAGAUACUGUUAUACUAAUUAAAGGAAAGAUUGAAGAAGUCCAUCUUCCUGUAGAAAAAGUGGAUGUUAUUAUAUCCGAGUGGAUGGGCUAUUUUCUUCUUUUUGAGUCUAUGUUAGAUUCUGUCCUUUAUGCAAAGAACAAAUACUUGGCAAAAGGAGGAUCAGUCUACCCUGACAUUUGCACUGUCAGCCUUGUUGCAGUAAGUGAUGUGAAUAAACAUGCUGAUAGAAUUGCCUUUUGGGAUGAUGUCUAUGGCUUCAACAUGUCCUGCAUGAAGAAAGCAGUUAUUCCAGAAGCUGUUGUGGAAGUUUUAGAUCCAAAGACUCUUAUUUCUGACCCUUGUAGUAUUAAGCAUAUAGAUUGCCAUAUGACAUCUGCCUCAGAUUUGGACUUUUCUUCAGAUUUCACCCUGAAAAUUACAAAGACAUCCUUGUGCACGGCAGUUGCUGGUUACUUCGAUAUAUAUUUUGAGAAGAAUUGCCACUACAGGGUCGUGUUCUCUACGGGCCCCCAGAGUACCAAAACACACUGGAAACAAACAAUAUUUCUACUGGAGAAGCCAUUUUCAGUUAAAGCAGGUGAAGCCUUGAAAGGAAAGAUCACAGUCCACAAGAAUAAGAAAGAUCCACGUUCUCUCAUUGUGACCCUCACAUUGAAUAAUUCAACUCAAACUUAUGGUCUCCAGUGAGAAGUCCACAGAAACACAACUAACUUGCUGUUUUUAUUGUGGGGGUAGAGGGAGGAGUUGAUGGGAGCACAUGGAUGUUGGAUCCUUUCCUAAUGAUUCUCAAUGCAGGAGAAGCUUGGUAGGAAUCUGAUGUGAUAAGGCUAAGGAAGGGAACCCACAGAUCCUAGUGAUCCACCAGAUAAUCACCUUCUGGGAAGUCUGGUUGGUGUGCUUGAGCCAAAUGCAAGCCCUACAUUGAGGUUAGCUAUAUUGAAAAUCAUGUAUAUUGACCUAAAAUUGAAACACAUAGUCUGUUAUUUUUAAUAUGUUUCUUAAUGCAAAUUUUAGACACUAGUUGAUUUUUAGUGAUUUAGAUAAUGUUUAUUAAACUUGUAACUAUACACAAGGUAUUACACAUUUUAUUGCAUAUCUCCUCUCUGAGGAGGAGGGGGGGUUUUUAAUUGUAUUAUUUGCUAGACUAUCAGGACAAAUUAGAUUAAAGAGCAAUGGUAAGGGACUAAAAUAUGGAAAAGAGGGCAUCACGUAAGUCAUAUUUGAAGACAGCUUCAUUGAUUAUUCUAGUUCUGUAAUUCUCAUUUGGUAGCUUCUUCCUCCUUUGCAAAUUCAUUAGCCAUAUACUUUUCUAGUUUUGCCCAGAGAAUCUAAUUUCAAUACAUUUAUCCUAGAUUUCAUAAAAGUUUUUAAAGGUUGAGAUAAAUAUGUACUUAUUUACUAAUAUAAUACCUUUCUUGAACUAAAUGUAUGUGCAAAGUUAAACAUGUAACAUAAUACACUUAUAUCACUAUGCAAUUGUGUCAUUUACAAUUCUUCAUUCAGUUUGAAACACGAAAGAGAAAAAAGUCAAUAAAAUGUAUAUACAACAGCCAUUAGCAUAUAAAAUGAUAUUCCAACAUAUUAAAGCCUUUUAUAAAAUCACAAGCAUGUAAAACAAGUCUUAUCAAAGGAAUCAUUUUGAGGAAAACAGGAAUUUUAAGGGGAGGUGGGUCAUAUGCCUCUUUUCAGUUCAACAGCUGGUUCUUUUUCAAAACCAAACAUACCCAAGACAGCAUAGCAUAGUGUUGGGACACAUGAGCUUCCCCUCAGGAGUCAGUGCCUAUGUUCACGCCUUGGCUCCAGCUCUUACUUGCUAUGUGAUCUAGGUUAUAUUCUUUAGCCUCUCCCUCCCUUCAUGAAUGUGCCAGUUCCCGAGUUAAUACAUUUCAACUACUUAGAUCAGUGCCUGACAUACAGAAAACAAUCAACAAAUGCUAUGUUAUAGUUUCAUCAUACAGUCCAAAAAUGUGUGGCAUUUACAUGAAUUAGAUUAGUUUGAGAAUUGUCAACGCAUUAAAAAUGCUACCCAAGUACAUGAACGAGUAGGAAGAGUACAGCAGAAAUUGAUUUUUAAUAUAACAAAAACUAUAUCAAGAAGAACUAGUUUUGAUCUUUCUUAGAGAACUGGACAUCUAGCAGUGGGAAAAUUAACCCCCUCAAAUGGUGGCAUUUCAGACCUUAGUCCCUUUUUUUUUUAAAUUAAGGUAUCAUUGAUAUAUAAUCUUAGGUUUCACAUGAGCAACAUUGUGAUUUCAACAUUCAUCGGUAUUAUCAAGUACAGGCUCACCCCAUUUGCAGUCACUGUCCAUCAGUGUAGUAAGAUACUAUAGAGUCAUUACUUGUCUUCAUGCUAUACAGCCUUGCCCAUGACCUACCAAAAUUGUGAGUGCUAAUUAUAAUGCCCCUCAAUCCCCUUCUUCCUUCCUCCCCACCCACCCUCCUCAACCCUUUUUGGUACCCGUUAGUCUCUUCUUGUAGUCUGAGUCUACUGCUGUUUUGUUCCUUCAGUUUUGCUUUGUUAUACUCCACAAAUGAAUAAAAUCAUUUGGUACUUGU
Messenger RNA from Manis javanica (Malayan pangolin), 3597 nucleotides. The record is from RefSeq and is a predicted model, not a curated record. NCBI's taxonomy places the organism in Eukaryota, Metazoa, Chordata, Mammalia, Pholidota, Manidae.